AACUUUGGGUUUUCACAAAAUUUGUGCUUUCGCCGCUAUUGCGAAACGCGCUUCUUAGAAAACACCAGCUAAAACGGAAUUGCAAAAACCCCUCACCGGCAGGGACUGAGGGAUUCAAAAACCUCAGGAUUAGCAGUCCUCACUCGAUUCUCCCCUGAUUCCGCGAACACUUUGGAAUCAAUUCCCAACGAUGUACCCAUCACUUCCCCCUACCCGCCUCACUCUCCUCACCCUCCUCUCCGCCACGGCCACCUUCUACUUCCUGUACAAAUCGCGCCACCGCCACAGCCGCCUCCUCACGCGCCUCUGCCAAGCCGUCACAGGACCAGGUUUGCGAUGCGGGAACCCUGCUUCUUAUAAAAGAGGGAAACUUUUGUUCCUAUCGCAAACCGACACUUCCAAGAACCUAGCGCAGCGUCUCCAUGCGCUCUUAACCCUCAACGAUCUUCCCUUUGAUCUUGUUGAUCCCAAGGACUAUGAGCCUGAGGAUUUAUGUAAAGAAUCUCUUGUUUUGAUUGUUGCUUCCACUUGGGAAAAUGGUGGGGCCCCUGAAAAUGGAGUCUUUUUGGUAAAUUGGUUAACGGAGAGCGCUGAUGAUUUUAGGGUUGGGGCCCUGGUGCUGAAGGAAUGUAAAUAUGCCGUUUUUGGGGUGGGGAGCAGGAGUUAUGGUGAAACGUAUAAUGCUGUGGCCAGGGGUGUUUCAGUGAAGUUGCGGAAGCUCGGGGCGAGUGAGCUGGUGGAGUUGGGGGAGGGGGAUGUGGAUGAGGCGGAUUUGGAUGAGGUGUUUGAUCUGUGGAGUAAGAAGGUUGUUGGGGUUUUGAAGGAUAAAUUAGGAGAGAAUGGGCAGCAUUUUGAAAAUUAUGGGGUUGAGUGUGAAAGUGAAGGUGAAGGUGAGUUUAGUGAGGAAGACGAUGAUGAGGAUGCAGAGAAUGGUGGUGAUUCAGCCAUCGUUGAUCUCGAGGACAUUGCAGGAAAAGGUCCUUCAAGAAGAUCAGUUGUGGCAACUAAGGCUAAUGGAAAAGUAAAUGGUGAGGUAUUAAAUGGGGAGAAAGAAAUGGUGACGCCAGUGUUAAGGGCAAAUUUAGAGAAGCAGGGGUAUAAAAUCAUUGGUUCUCACAGUGGGGUUAAACUCUGUAGAUGGACCAAGUCCCAGCUUAGAGGGCGUGGAGGUUGUUAUAAGCACUCUUUUUAUGGCAUUGAGAGUCACAGGUGCAUGGAAACCACCCCAAGUUUAGCAUGUGCAAAUAAAUGUGUGUUUUGUUGGAGACAUCACACAAAUCCUGUCGGCAAAAGCUGGAAAUGGAAGAUGGAUGAUCCAUUGGUGAUCGUUGACACUGCCAUUGAACUACAUACAAAGAUGAUACGUCAGAUGAAAGGAGUUCCAGGGGUGAAGGCAGAGCGUUUAUCUGAGGGUCUUUCUCCUAGACAUUGUGCUUUGUCACUUGUUGGUGAACCUAUCAUGUAUCCGGAGAUCAAUGCUCUCGUAGAUGAGCUACACCGAAGGCGGAUCUCAACUUUUCUCGUGACAAAUGCACAGUUCCCUGAAAGAAUUAAGAUGCUUAAACCUAUCACACAGUUGUAUGUGAGCGUAGAUGCUGCUACAAAGGAUAGCUUGAAGGCAAUUGACAGACCACUCUUUGGGGACUUUUGGGAGAGAUUUAUUGAUUCUUUAAAAUCUCUGAGGGAGAAGCAACAGCGAACUGUGUAUCGCUUGACACUGGUUAAAGGAUGGAAUACGGAAGAUGUGGAUGCCUAUUCUAGCUUAUUUGAUGUUGGAAGUCCUGAUUUCAUUGAAAUCAAAGGGGUGACAUAUUGUGGAUCGUCAGCAACUUCAAAGUUAACGAUGGAGAAUGUACCCUGGCAUUCUGAUGUAAAAGAGUUUUCAGAAGCCUUGGCUCAAAAGAGCAAUGGAAUGUAUGAGGUUGCUUGUGAGCACGUGCACUCAUGUUGUGUUCUUCUGGCUAAAGUGGACAAAUUUAAAGUCAAUGGCCAAUGGUAUACGUGGAUAGACUAUGACAAGUUCCACGACCUGGUGUCGGCUGGGGAACCUUUUACCAGUAAGGAUUACAUGGCUCCUACACCAUCUUGGGCAGUCUAUGGAGCAGAAGAAGGCGGCUUCGAUCCACUGCAAUCUCGUUUUAGGAAAGAGCGGCACCACAAAUCGUCACGCUAAGCAGGUCUGCUUUGAAUGUAGCGUAGAUGAGAAUCGUCUUAUUGGCUCAAACAGCCAACAAUUUUGUCUUCAAUUUUGGUUCAGGAUGCGAUGUGGUAAUGUAGGUUCCGUAAAAUUUCUUCUCCUCUCUCUUGGUGCAUUGUAGCUUCCUUGAAUAACUAAGUUAUUCGACAGCCAUUCAUGGUUCACAUUCCUCCCUCAAGAAGGGGAACGACCGAAUUGGUAUAGAAAAGGUAUCUAGAGUAUGCACUCUGCGGCAGUUGUCUGUUUUAAAUACAUUGUUUCAAGUACACUCUUGCUGGUAGAUAUGGUGUACAGCAACAUUCGGGUCCUGGGAUAUGCCUAUUCUGCUCAAUAGUAAGGUUGAGGUUUCAAAACUCACUCGUCAUUGGACAACAGUUUCAGAUUUGAGCCCUCGUAAUGUCUCUAGUUUGUAGUUUAUUGUCUUAUUAUUUUGUUCGUUAGAAUAUGUUUGAGCGAAUCUUAUGAUGUAGUUGAUCGUUUUAUUAAAAUGUCGGAAGCUGGACAGUCAAUAAUAUCAUUCAUCAUCAAA
Molecule: messenger RNA, 2726 nt
Organism: Sesamum indicum (sesame)
Lineage: Eukaryota; Viridiplantae; Streptophyta; Magnoliopsida; Lamiales; Pedaliaceae
Product: flavodoxin family protein / radical SAM domain-containing protein
Biological process (GO): wybutosine biosynthetic process
Molecular function (GO): catalytic activity; FMN binding; 4 iron, 4 sulfur cluster binding
Source: RefSeq, a predicted model, not a curated record